Hyaena hyaena (striped hyena) is the source of this 2913-nucleotide messenger RNA. It is a transcript of the gene SHOX2, whose product is annotated as short stature homeobox 2. Bases 1 to 1068 code for a protein of 355 amino acids. NCBI's taxonomy places the organism in Eukaryota, Metazoa, Chordata, Mammalia, Carnivora, Hyaenidae. Gene Ontology annotation, biological process: regulation of transcription by RNA polymerase II. The record is from RefSeq and is a predicted model, not a curated record. Gene Ontology annotation, molecular function: sequence-specific double-stranded DNA binding; DNA-binding transcription factor activity, RNA polymerase II-specific. The transcript is spliced from 6 exons. Gene Ontology annotation, cellular component: nucleus.
AUGGAAGAACUUACGGCGUUCGUCUCGAAGUCUUUUGACCAGAAAGUGAAGGAGAAGAAGGAGGCGAUCACGUACCGGGAGGUGCUGGAGAGCGGGCCACUGCGCGGGACCAAGGAGCCGACGGGCUGCCCGGAGCCCGGCCGCGACGACCGCAGCAGCCCGGCAGUCCGGGCGGCCGGCGGAGGCGGCGGCGGCGGAGGAGGCGGAGGCGGAGGCGGAGGAGGCGGAGGAGGCGCAGGAGGAGGAGGAGGAGGAGCAGGCGGAGGCGCUGGAGGAGGGCGCUCUCCCGUCCGGGAGCUGGACAUGGGCGCCGCGGAGAGGAGCCGGGAGCCGGGCAGCCCGCGGCUCACCGAGGGUAACGGCCUAGCCCCCCGGCGGCGGGUCCAGGCUAGGCUGUUUCUCUCCGGAGACGCUUUAGUGUCCCCAGAGCUGAAGGAUCGAAAAGAGGAUGCAAAAGGGAUGGAGGACGAAGGCCAGACCAAAAUCAAACAGAGGCGAAGUCGGACCAAUUUUACUCUGGAACAACUCAACGAACUGGAGAGGCUUUUUGAUGAGACCCACUACCCGGACGCUUUCAUGCGCGAGGAACUGAGCCAACGACUGGGGCUGUCCGAAGCCCGAGUGCAGGUUUGGUUUCAAAAUCGAAGAGCUAAAUGUAGAAAACAAGAAAAUCAACUCCAUAAAGGUGUCCUUAUAGGGGCUGCCAGCCAGUUUGAAGCUUGUAGAGUUGCACCUUAUGUCAACGUAGGUGCUUUAAGGAUGCCAUUUCAGCAGGAUAGUCAUUGCAACGUGACGCCCUUGUCCUUUCAGGUUCAGGCGCAGCUGCAGCUGGACAGCGCCGUGGCGCACGCGCACCACCACCUGCACCCGCACCUGGCCGCGCACGCGCCCUACAUGAUGUUCCCGGCGCCGCCCUUCGGACUGCCGCUAGCCACGCUGGCCGCCGACUCAGCCUCCGCUGCCUCGGUGGUGGCUGCCGCCGCCGCCGCCAAGACCACCAGCAAGAACUCCAGCAUCGCCGAUCUCAGACUGAAAGCCAAAAAGCAUGCUGCCGCCCUGGGUCUGUGACGCCACCCCCUGCGCCAACGUCGCGCCUCCAGCGCGGCUUGCACCCUGCACACCCUCCACGCCCCGCUGCUUUUCGGUUUACCCUGUCCGGACCUCUGGAACCCACCCUCUUCCCGCCCCGCCGAUCGCCCUUUGCCCCCCUCCACAACUUGGACUCGGAGGGCGAGACUCCGCGCGGGACCUUCGAUUUCACGAGGCGCAACAGCUCCGUCGCCCGUGACCGUUCACCUGCCCAAGGGCAUAGAGUUCGGCUUCGCAGGGGCAAGUUUUCGGGAAGUCUGGAGAGACUGAACGAGGGAGCGCUAGGACAGCGGAGUGUGGCUCAAGGCAAAGCUGCAACAACGAUGAAAUUAAAAUCCUGUUCAUAAAAAAUGAACAACAAAAAAAAGUAGAAAAGACAAACCAGAGAAAAAAAGAAAAAGGGAACUUAUCGCUAUUUGGCGGAAGCUGAAAUUGGAGAAAGAACCAAGGAACAGAAACAAAAUUUAGAAAUGAAAGUAUUUUAUACAUUUAAAAAUAUGGAAAAAUCACCCGAACGAAUGUCGAGAUAAUGGGGGGAGGGGGUACCAACUUAAAAAGUGUAUGUUUUUUUUAAUGGGCUGAAAAGGCAAAACAGAAGGAAGAGGUAUACUUAUUUAAAGAACUAAGGUUUAAAAAAAGAAAGUGCGCAGCUGGGAAGUUCACAGGUUUUGAAACUGACCUUUUUCUGCGAAGUUCACUUUAAUACAAGAAAUUUGAUAAGAGAGGCGGGCCUCCUUUUACGUUGAAUCAGAUGCUUUGAGUUAAAAACCACCACACAUGGAAGAGUAAGAAGAGGGAAGACAGUAUACAAACGAGGAGAGGAGAAAAAUGAUAUUAAUACAAAUAAUGAUACCACAGACAAUGAUUUAUCUGAGAAAUAAUUAUAACAUCACUGUCCAGACUGCUGACAGUAAAUUCCGGUUUUGCAUGUUUCUUGUAUUCCAUUGAUGGUGUCUCCCCGCUCCCUGCUUUACUCACGUGCACUUACUCCGUUUUCAUCUAUGAAAAACAAUACCAAAAGCAUCUGGAAAUUGAUAUAUCUCAAAUCUAUAUUUUUUGCCCCGUCUUUGAUCCUGUCGGACAAAAGAAAAAGGUCGGAAGGGAAAAAAACUUAACACUCUGUCCCAAGAAGACGGAGGCGGGCAGAAAAUGUGGGGAAAGGAAAAAGAAAAGAAGACCAAAUGAAAUAAUAAAGGUACAGCGCCUCACAGGGCUUCUAGCACAUAGUAGGCGCUCAAUCAAUGUUAGUCCCUCCCCCCUCCUUUCUUGUAUUCCCUACUGCUGAUUUCCUGAUGUCCUAUUUGAGAACCUUGCUUUAUUUCCCCCUCUCUAUCCUGUCACACUCACCUUAAAUAACACCCAACUAGAUACAAGCAGUAGGUUUGUGUAAAAUAUGUUGAUACACACGAACAAAGUUUAUUUUGGCUAUAAUGUGUGAACUGAUGGUUGACUUUGAACAUUUGCAUUUUAUCUCACAAAGGUGUAUAUUCAAGUAAUUUUGUUUGUUUGUUUCAAUUCAUGUAGCUAUUUAAACUGGGAUACCCUGGACUAAGCAACCUGUAUCCCAAUCACUAGAAAGCCUCCUUAGUUGUGUUUUUUUUUUUUUCUAAUUUACAAGAAAGAGGAAAAGCUCUUUUAACUGAACUUUGGUAUGCGGUUGAGCUUUGUAACUAUUUGUUCUCCAUGAAAACAAAGUUAUUUAUAUUUGCCAUAUUUUUUCUAGUGUAUUAAGUUAUUUUAAACAAAAGAAGAUGCUGUUAUUUCAUGAUGUGUUGUUGGUACAAAAUGUUUCGGUUUCACCUCUGUUAAACCUUUUAAAUAAGU